AUGACGGCCAUCGCUGUGCAGGCCCAAAGGCUACUGGGCCCCAAGAGGCCCCACCGCUCCUUCUUUGAAUCCUUCAUCCGGACCCUCAUCAUCGUGUGUGCUGCCCUGGCUGUGGUCCUGUGCUCAGUCUCCAUCUGCGAUGGGCACUGGCUCCUGAAUGAUGACCGUCUCUUUGGGCUUUGGCACUUCUGCACCAUCACCAAUCAAAGUGAGCCACAUUGCCUCAGAGACCUGAGUCAGGCCCGCAUCCCUGGGCUGGCGGUGGGCAUAGGCCUGGCCCGCAGCAUGGCUGUCAUGGCUGUAGUGUCCGCCAUCUUUGGCCUGGAGCUUCUCAUGGUGUCCCAAGUGUGUGAAGACAUUCGCUCACGUCGAAAGUGGGCCAUCGGUUCCUUCCUCCUCCUGGUUGCCUUCAUCCUCACUUCUGGGGGGCUUCUGAGCUUUGUGAUCCUCCUCAGGAAUCAGGUCACACUCACUGGCUUCACCCUGAUGUUCUGGUGCGAGUUCACGGCCUCUUUCCUCUUCUUCCUCAAUGCCAUUAGUGGCUUUCACAUCAACAGCCUCACCCAACCCUGGGACCAACAGAUGAAAUUCUAGGGCCCCCUCCAGGAACCUUGACUUCUACAAGAAAUUGUAGUUAAGAUGGGACUUCUCCAACAUGUGACUUCUGGCGAGGACAGGGUGGGACAAUAACCUUGAAGCUGCCUCUUAGCCCCUAGGCUCUGGGUGGUCAGCUAGAAAUAGCCUGGGGACCUCUGCAUCUAUCUGUAGGGCCAGAGGCCAGGAAAGUGUCUCAGUGCCACCAGCUGCACAGGCUUAGCAAAGUUAUUAGAAUGUUGAUUCUAAAAGAAGAAAAUAUUUUAAAAGUCUUUUCUUGAGUUUUUUCCCUGGAUGGGCUUGAUUUGGAAGCAACCCUGGUAACCGGGGCCUGGGCUAGCUGCCUGCCUGGUUCAUGGACUCUGUGCUGGGAUGUGAGCUGGAGGGACCCUGGGGCUCCGGGGUUGCUAAGAAUGGAUCCUCUCUCCAGCUAAGGAACCUGUGAGUGCCUAGGACUUCCACCAGCUCAAGAGGCCAUCAGCACAUUUCCCUCACUUAGCAGAAUUCCUCAGAAUGUCUUGCACAUAGGUUUCAAACCAUUGGUUCAAGUUCUCCUGUGCCCUUUGUGAGGCCCUCAGAAACCCCAGCUAACCCCAGUUUCUACCAGCUGUUGUUCCUCUCUAGGCCCUCAGUGUGGUCAGAUCCUUCCUUGAGUGACUGAUCCCAGGAGGCUCAGUUGAUUUCUGACAGUCCUUCAGAGGCCA
Molecule: messenger RNA, 1298 nt
Organism: Castor canadensis (American beaver)
Lineage: Eukaryota; Metazoa; Chordata; Mammalia; Rodentia; Castoridae
Gene: Tmem37
Product: transmembrane protein 37
Cellular component (GO): membrane
Molecular function (GO): voltage-gated monoatomic ion channel activity; calcium channel activity
Source: RefSeq, a predicted model, not a curated record